AUGGUGUCCACCCCAGCUUCCAAAGGUGGUCGCUCCGGCAGCGAGUCUCCUGCACCGACCGUGGCACCCCCAGGGUCCUACACUCUGGCCGAUGUUGUCCCCGGUGUCAAGAUCUUUGUUAGCAAGCCGCUAGGCAACGGCCAGGUUGAGCAUCGCAAGGCAGAGGUCUUGUCAACAAGACCUCGACCGGUGUCAGCCUUUGCUCCCAAGCCCGGACCCAACGACCCCAAGCCGGAUCCGCGGGACGACACCGAGUAUUAUAUCCAUUAUGUCGAGUUCAACAAGCGUCUCGACGAGUGGGUUGGUGGUAGCCGUCUCAUGACCGACAAGGAGAUGGAGUGGCCCAAGGCAAAGGAGGAGAGCAAGAAGAAGUCGACUGGAAAGGCAACUCCAGGCAAGGCUACUCCUGGUUCUGCAUCCCCAGGCCGUCCCUCCAAGGCAGGAGCCACGCCCAAGAGUCUGCUCAAGAAGGCUGCCACAAAGGCCGCCUCCCAAGUUGGUAAAGCACCGUCAAAGGCUAGCAAGAAGAGCAAAGCCAAGGCCUCGGCCGGUGCCGACGAGGAGGAUGACGACGACGACACCGCUGAGGGCGACGACGAUGCCGAUGCGGACGGUGACGUGAGCAUGUCAUCUGCAGAGGACGAGACCGAGAUGGUGGCCAGCGACCCGACUGCCGGCCCGGCAGUGUUCUCAAAGAAGCAAGAGAUUGAGAAGCUCCGUACAUCGGGUUCCAUGACCCAGAGUCACAGCGAGAUUUCGCGUGUCAAAAACCUCAACAAGCUGCAAAUCGGCAAGUCUGAGGUCGAGUCGUGGUACUUUUCGCCCUACCCCGCCGAGUACGCCUACUUGCCAAAGCUCUUUAUUUGCGAGUUUUGCUUGUUAUACUAUCCCUCAGCCACCCAACUCACUCGGCACCGUACAAAGUGCACCCUCAUGCACCCUCCCGGCAACGAGAUCUAUCGCCACAACGGCAUCUCGUUCUUCGAGAUUGACGGAAGGCGGCAGCGCACCUGGUGCCGUAACCUGUGUCUGCUCUCAAAGUGUUUCCUCGAUCACAAGACGCUCUACUACGAUGUCGACCCAUUCCUCUACUACUGCAUGACCGUCAAGGACGAGUACGGCGACCAUCUCAUUGGUUAUUUCUCGAAAGAGAAAGAGUCCGCUGAGGCCUACAACGUUGCGUGUAUUCUCACCCUCCCACAAUACCAGCGCAAGGGUUACGGAAAGGUCCUAAUCGAGUUCUCGUACGAGCUCUCCAAGGUUGAGGGCAAGCUCGGAUCCCCCGAAAAGCCGCUUUCGGAUUUGGGUCUGCUCUCGUACCGCGCCUACUGGCAGGAGAAGAUUGUCGAGCUCCUCCUCGAGUCGGAAGACGAAAUCUCGCUCGAUGAGAUUGCCCAGCGUACCAGCAUCACCCACGGCGACGUCAUGCACACGUGCCAGGCUCUCCAGAUGAUCAAGUACUACAAGGGCCAGCACAUUAUCCACCUUACCGACGCUGUUCUUGAACAGCACCAAAAGUCCCGAGCCAAGCAGCGUAACCCCAUUGACCCCACCGCUCUCAAAUGGAAGCCACCCGUGUUCACUCGUUCCCAGCUGUCGUUCGGCUUCUAA
Messenger RNA from Apiotrichum porosum, 1611 nucleotides. RefSeq names its product Histone acetyltransferase (gene ESA1). Gene Ontology annotation, biological process: regulation of DNA-templated transcription. NCBI's taxonomy places the organism in Eukaryota, Fungi, Basidiomycota, Tremellomycetes, Trichosporonales, Trichosporonaceae. The record is from RefSeq and is a predicted model, not a curated record. Gene Ontology annotation, molecular function: histone acetyltransferase activity. The coding region runs from base 1 to 1611 and encodes 536 amino acids. The transcript is spliced from 3 exons.